AUGGAGCUGCUCACGCAUGCUUCAGCACCAAGCUCUCGAAAGGAUGACGAGAAGUUCAAGCGCCAGGCGAAGGCUUAUUUGUCCUUUGACUCUGCGAACAUAAGCUCUAUCCACCGGAACUCGGAUACAUCACGAACAGAGGCUCCUGUUGCAUCAAGUCCUCUAGCUGCGCCAGUGCAGUAUGAUGGAUCUCCUGUGUUCAUGGAAAACACUCAGGAUGCUUGGACCGCCUUGGAUUCUCAGCUCUUUGCACCUUCACAGCCUUCAGGUGGGCAAAGCAUCGAUGGAAGUGAGUCGGAUGAAAAUGAUGACGAAAGUCUUCUUCCGCUGCCUAUCACUUCAUCACUACCGCCUCGUCUGACACACAAUGCAUUGCCACCGGAUGAGUCUGCCCUCUUGGAUGCUUCACUGAUGCCAGCUCCACAACUGGGAUCGCUCUCGUCUCGCGCAGAUCCUAGAUCUGAUAGACAAGUGCAAUACGCCCCGCCACCGUCGAGACUACCGCAGCUCGACGAACAUGGCACACCGAGCUAUCUUGAUGACCUCUCUACCAUUUAUCCAGCAGAGACACCUCUCAGGCGGGUGUCGUUGCUCCGAGCCUCGAAUCAGCCUCGGCCACAGGACGACUUCUCAUCUCCGAGUGACGAUGUUCCAUCGCAACUUCCGAGUACCUAUUCAAUCAGCGACCUAAACUCAGAUCCCAUUCACAGUGAUCAGAACGAUGCACCAACUAGUUCUGCUUGGGGGAGUCUCCCCCGAGGUAGUGCCCCUCAGCCUUGGAACGGCAUUAUCGAGGAAGAAUCACCUCUGAAAGGACUGAGGUCCUCAGGCAGACGGCAAAUUCAAAAGUCGUCGCCUUUGAAGCAGACGCAGUCACUGGACUCCCCGAGAGCAAACAAGUCUGCUCAGAUCCGGCCAGCUCAUUCUUCGGCUGCAUCAGAACCGAACGAAAUCUCUUCUGCUUCUCUGGAUCGUGCUGUGAACCCAAGGCAACAGCAGCACCGGGCAGAAACAAUGCAGCAGGCACUCAAUUCCUCCUUCGAGCUGCGCAACUCGUCGGCGUCCCAAGCUCGAGGACGUCAACCUGACAAUCAGGAAGACGAACCUUUGCCAAGUAUAGCUAGACAGGAAGACACGCAUGCUGCGCGGUCGUCUUUCGAACCCGACUUCUCUUCUGCACCACAAGCACAAGUGACGCAGUCAAGUGGUUUUUACGACUCAGCUGUCCCCAGAACCUCAAGACGGCAGUCUCUAAACCAAGUUUUACCGACUUCUCUUGACACUAGAUUCUCCUCGAGCCCUGAAGCUCAUGGGACACAGUCCACUAAUACAAGUGAUACAGUCAUUCCUGCUGCGCUAAGACAGCACACUCUCGAUCAGCUCCCGCCUACCUCUUUUGAAUCUCGCUUUUCGUCCAGCCCAGAAGCUCAUGGCACGCCUUUUGUCGAAAGGGAAAGUCCUAAAGAAAAGCCUGCUGAAGCAUCGUCAUCGCCGAGCUCUAAGAUAAACUUGUUCCAACCACGAGAAGCUUUCCUGACGACAGAUGUGCCAACCUCAUCAUCAGCAGACAAGAUUGUCUCGGAACCCGCAGACCUGCUCGAGGAUGCCGCGACUCCCUCUAAGUCGAGUCCAUGGCGGCCUGUGUCUUCAGCUUCUGAAGGAAGUCAUAUAGGUCCAGAUGCGGCAAUGGAGACCAAGAGACGCAAGCUCAACCCGCUGUCAACUCCGAAAGCAAAACCAACUUCUCAAGAAAGAGAAGUCUUCAAGUCGUUGCCUACGCAGAUUCACCCACAACCUCCACCUACUGGCUCUGGCACUUUCGUCUCGCACAUCACACCCCAACUACAAAGUCAGUUCUGGAAUAGCGCAGAGUUGCAAGGAAAGUACAAACCUCUGCUCCACCGAGAUCUUGAACAAAGUGAAAGAGGGUAUUGGCAAAUCGACACUCGGGCCUGGAGUCCGAAGAUCCAGAUCAAGUUUUGGAUCUUUUUGCAGUCAAAUAUUGGAAGUGGGGUCGGUGGCUGGGGUGUUUGGUGCCUACGUGGGAACGACACAGAAGCAAAUGAAGAUGAAGUUGCAGACAUGGAACUGGGUACAGUCAAGGUGUUCUGCUGGGGGGAGGUUGUUGGACACGUCUGGUUGCUGUGCUAUGUUGCUAGCCAAGCUCGACUGAAGCGUGUUGAAAGUCAUUGGAUUGACGCAGAUGGAAAGGUUGUGGUUAGGAUAUAA
Aureobasidium melanogenum CBS 110374 is the source of this 2229-nucleotide messenger RNA. RefSeq lists its product as uncharacterized. Bases 1 to 2229 code for a protein of 742 amino acids. The record is from RefSeq and is a predicted model, not a curated record. The transcript has a single exon. Lineage: Eukaryota; Fungi; Ascomycota; Dothideomycetes; Dothideales; Saccotheciaceae.